Messenger RNA from Drosophila takahashii, 1297 nucleotides. RefSeq names its product protein NipSnap. The record is from RefSeq and is a predicted model, not a curated record. Gene Ontology annotation, cellular component: mitochondrion. Lineage: Eukaryota; Metazoa; Arthropoda; Insecta; Diptera; Drosophilidae.
UUUCGGGUCGUUUUGGCUAAAUAACUAAUUUUUCUAUAUUUUGUUUUCUUUUAACGUUUAACAUUUGAUUUAAAUAUUAUUUUAGUUUUUAACAAACCGAACCGGCAGAUUAAAUAUUUUCACCCCAUAUCAUAUACAUAUAUAUAUAUACGUAUAUAUAUUCGCCAGAUCCUACAUAAAUCGAAAAUGUUGAAGCUACGUAACCUAUUGGCCGUCGUCGGCAAAAGCAACAACAACAACAACGCUGUCCGCGCCCUAUCCACCACUGCAAGCGUCAACGAUUCGGAAUCAUGGUUCUCAAAGUUGCUCGUUCGGAAAAUAGAGCCAACCAAGGAGUCGCACAGUCGUAUGCUCAGCGAUAAGGAGAUCAUAUAUGCCCUACAUACGCACAAUGUCAGGCCCGAUUCCAUGGGCAACUAUUUAAACAACUACAAAAAUACUGUGGCAUUGAUAAACGAAAAGAAGGCGAAUCUUUCGACCGAGUUGGUGGCAUCAUGGACCGUUCAGGUGGGCGACAUGGAUCAGUGCCUGCACCUCUGGAAGUACACGGGAGGAUUUGAGAAAAUCGACCAGGCCAAGGAGGACCUUUGGAACGACCCGGAGUAUCUAAGCUUGAUGCAAGAACGCUCCAAGUUCCUGCGAUCCCGUCAUCUGCAAUAUCUCUUGGCCUUCAGCUACUGGCCGCAGAUUGCCAGUCGUACCGGCAAGAACAUUUACGAAAUGCGCUCAUACCGACUGACCCCUGGCACCAUGAUCGAGUGGGGCAACAACUGGGCCCGUGCCAUCAACUAUCGCAAGCACAACAACGAGGCAUUCGCCGGAUUCUUCUCUCAGAUCGGAAGACUGUACAAUGUUCAUCACAUUUGGUGUUACAAAUCCCUACAAGACCGUAAGGAGACCAGGGAAGCAUCCUGGCGAACACCCGGAUGGGACGAGUGUGUGGCCUACACGGUGCCAUUAAUCCGAGAGAUGCACUGCCGUGUCCUUGCGCCAACUGAGUUCUCGCCCUCACAAUAAUUAAGCACCGGGCGUUACCGUUUUACCUAUUUUUUUUUCGCGAUCUAAGAAGUUGAAGCCUAGCAACGCCCGAUCGAAUUUGCUGUGAAAUCAACGAGAACGUAACUUUGCCCCCUUUCCUGUUGAAUAGUUAUUGUAAAUAAUGCCAGCUAAAUAUGCAAUCAUUUUUAUUUUUUUUUUUAAGUAUAAUUAAGGUCAAAGUGAAAAUUGCUAUACCAGAAACAUUUUUACAAGCCCUACGUCUGUAUCAACCUACGACCUUUGAAUUUAACAAAACCAA